Messenger RNA from Salvelinus fontinalis (brook trout), 8696 nucleotides. Its product is annotated as protein FAM135B-like. The transcript has 20 exons. The record is from RefSeq and is a predicted model, not a curated record. NCBI's taxonomy places the organism in Eukaryota, Metazoa, Chordata, Actinopteri, Salmoniformes, Salmonidae. Bases 464 to 4963 code for a protein of 1499 amino acids.
ACAGUGCGCAAACUGGCAGAAACCACUGCAGGACACUCUUAAUGUUCUCCCGAAACGAUGUGUCAACCACCGGACAGAGGAUAAACACGAAGCUAAACCACGAGACAGGUCAGGCGCACCACUUAGACUAUUUGAACAUUACUGUCAUGAUGGGGGAAACGUAAGCUAAGCUAGGAAGCUGUUAGCUAGUGGUUUGCACUGCAGAAGAAGAGGAUACAGGGGCUAAAUGGAUAACCAUGGCAACAGCAGCAGCAGGAGAAGCGUUGAGCAGCAGCUUACGACAGCGAUAUAAACACUGAACACAGACCGGGAAGGCAUCAUACAUCCGCCGACCGAAAGGCAAGUGUCGCUGCAGGUUGUAAAGCCAAAGCCUUGUGGAUAUUAAUUAGACAGUGGUGGACACUGGGUAUUGCGUGGAGAUUCUCAGCGCAUCAGUGAGCAAGGGGAUGACCUGGAACAUAUCAUGUCUGAAGUACAGGGAACGUUGGAGUUUUCUGUAGAGCUGCACAAGUUUCACAAUGUGGAUCUCUUCCAGAGAGGAUUCUACCAGGUCCGAGCAGGGCUGAAGGUCUCUCCUCGUGUACCACACAGGUUGAUAGCAACAACACCAGGGAAUGCAGGUGACUGUAGUUUCAGCUCUGCGGCGGUCCAUGAUGGGGUCCAUGAGGACACUACGGUGUUCAGCCGGAUCUUCCAGAUCCUCUACCGAAACGAAGAGGUCAACGUUGAUGACCGCAUGCUCUUCAAGGUCCACUUGCUGCUGGACGGUGAAAGGGUGGAAGAGGCUCUGAGUGAAGUCGACUUUCAGUUGAAGCUGGACCUUCACUUCACAGACAACGAGGAACAGUUAGGGGACAUCGUGACGGUCCCAGUCAUCAGCAGUAGAACCCUGGGUCUCCACUUCCACCCCAGGAGAGGUCUCCACCACAAUGUACCUGUGAUGUUCGACUACUUCCACCUGUCCGUCAUCUCUGUUUCCAUACACGCAUCCUUGGUGGCCUUGCAUCAACCUCUCAUCAGUUUUGCCCGUACAGGGAAGAGUUCCUGGUUGGGGAAGGGCUCUCCAGAGAACGGUACUGACGCGUCGGCCAUGGGGGUAUCCAUGGAGAACCUGAUGUUUGGGGCUGGAUACUGCAAACCUGUCAUCACAGAGGGUAGUUUCUACGUCCCUAGUGAGAACUGUCUUCAUAGAGCUCACACGUGGCAUGGUAGACUCUGUCGCCUCCUACUGGUGGUACACCGAGGCGUACGCUCCUACUACACCACUCUGAUGAAGGAGAUACCACAGCUGGACCAAGUGGAAAUAGAGGAGCUACCUGUGGAAGAAACAUUAAAUCAGCUCACAAUAGAAUUACAGCUGCAGGGGGGCCAUGAGAAGGUAGCAGAACAGAUCAGUAGAGAUCUCACCCUGCUCUGCUCCCAGCUGUCGGCUUUGUGGACCCGCUUCCUGGAGGCUGCCGUACCCAACACACAUAUCCUGGCCCACCUGGCCCAGGAACACCACACACUCAGGGUCAGGCGGUUUUCAGAGGCAUACUUCUUCACAGAACACCCCAAAGAGACAUCCCUGACAUUUCAAGAGGACCUGAUCAACAGACACGGUCAGAUAGCUGUGGAGGUGCGUAACUCCAACUACCUGACCAGGAUGCCACCGUUACCUGUAGAGUGCCUGGACAUUGACGGAGACUGGAACAGCCUGCCUAUCAUCUUCGAAGACAGAUAUGUAGAGUCUCCACGGACAGAUUGGGGAUCAUAUGCACCAACACAUCUGCCCACCAGUGAGCAGACCAUCCCCAAGCGUCCUGUCAAUGAUGCAAACAUUAGUCUUCCUGCCCUGGACCAGCUCGCCAGCUCACCAGCAAUACUAACCCAGGAGCCUAAAGACAGUGAGGCUACGUACAGGUCUCUCAUAGGAGAGCAGAGCACCAGCAUUAUUACUGACAAGAUAGGUUCUCCAUCUAUUGAGACUCCAGACCCAGACCAGGCAGAAACAGACCGGGGAGAGCCAGUCCAGCCAGGGGAUCCAGAGGAGCAGACUGAGACAGAGGAGAUCUCAGAGGAGAGCCCUGGUUUAGGCCUGAGAUUCCUUACAGUCAGACCCACUGAUGCGGAUCUGUUCAGAGGAGAGGCAGUGCUGAUAUUCUCCUCCAACCACAAACACUGUACAGACCCACAACAUACUUCUAACAGUGAAGACACGACUUGGAAAGACUUGGAGAACCACCAGGACAUCAUCACACAGAGAUACCAGAACAUUAUUAGUACAGGAAUUGAUUUGGAUGUAGAAGAGAAGGACGUUGCUAUAGACACCGACAGCAAGGAUGUUCCUCUGAGCAGUCUAUCCACUAACCCCCAGGCUCCACUCAAAGAUCAUCCCCUCACGCCCCCUCUACCUACAGACCUGAGGAGAGAACUGGCCAACCGAGGGGUGGGGGUUGGUGGCUCCAAGAUCCUAAACCGCUCCCCCUCCGUCAUCUCCGACUCUGGCAUCGAGAGCGAGCCCAGCUCGAUGGCCUGGCCCCUGGACGUUUAUCGGACGGGAGGAGGGCGCCCUCUGGAAGAGAGCCUGGUACUGCAGCGCCUGGCGAGGAGACACCCGGCCCACCGCAGUUCCCUGGAGGGCUUGCAGACAGAGAGUGGAAACAGCGGGGGCAGCCUGCCCAGUAGAGGGGGUGGUAGCGCUGGCAUCCAGGCCUCCCUCACCUCCAUCUCCUCCCUUCCCUACGAGGACGACGAGGAACAGAGGAACCAGCUCAGUAAACUGACCAAGUCUGUCUCAGCUCCUCAGAUCUCCAGCCCUGAGGACACAGAGGAGGACAAGGGAGGAGCGGAGGAGGAGGUAGACACGGAGAGCGAGGGGACCAGCGGGUACCAGGACCAGGAGGAUGGAUACACUACCAUCUCCACUGCUGCCACUAAUGUAACGACUGGGGGUUUGAUCAGACACCUGGAGUCCUUAUCCGAGGUUAACCACUCCUCUCUGGAGGACAUCCAGGAGGGAGAGCUGCCUGAGGUUGGUCUGUUUGACUGGGGAGCAGCUCCCUCACCACCCCAGCAGGUGACCAGAGCUCAUCAGGAGAAUGGUUGUGAUCUUAAAGAAACUCUUAGAUCUAAUGAAUCUGCUCUGCCAGAGGCCCUGUCAGACAUUCAGGACAUGAAGGCAGUCUUAAGUGGCGUUAGUCGAGUUCCUGAAGUCUUGUUGUUCCAACAGUAUGUUGAAGGUCAUGAUGACGUGAAGGAUCCAGCUAUAGCCCGUCAGAUGGAGGAUAAGAACCAUCACAGAGGAGAUAGCCGUGGUGUCUCAAACUCAGUGGACCCAGGUCCCUGUGAAGUAGACAUCGCCCCCUGUAGCUGUGAGACCAAACCCUGUGAACAUGACAGCAGUGUGCUGGUGGAUGAUGUGACGGAUAAUCCAGUCAGGGAUGACUGUCAGAGUCUCCAUCAGAUUGGGUUGAACGACUUUGUUGACCAGGAACGGCUGGAUCAUCACCAGACUCCGUCCCAGAGCCUCCAUCGGGUCGGGUUGCGUGACCUAGUGGUGGUCUCACAGAGGAAGAGCCUCCAUGACCCCAGGCCUAUCCCCUCUAUCCCCAACCACACAGAGAGACCCAUCCACCUCCUAGGCCUUAUUGCCAAUGAUACGGCCAGGCCUGAUGACCUCAUAGGGCUCCCGGCCAAUGAGAGAGAGCAGCUGGAUCUCAACAGUCAGACCAAGCCGGCUAAGAUCCCCAGUAGCUCGGGGUCAGGGACGGGCUCGGGGUCAAGCUCAGGGUCAAACUCAGGGUCAGGCCUGUCCUUUAUGAACAGGAAGAUGGUGGAGGUGGUGAAUAUGUCUGUGUCCUGCGCUCCGACCUGUCUUCCCUUCUCCUCCGUUGUCCGGGACUCACCGUCCAUUAGCGGCAUCUCCACUCGACAAGCCGCAUCCCCCAUUACCCAUCAGCCCCUGGGCUCCUUCGGCAUCAUCUCUUCGUCCUCGUCCAAUGCCCUGGGGCCAGAUGACGAAACAAACGAGAGGAUGCUGCAUUUCUACAGGUCCAAAGAGGAUCUGGUGAAGGAGCUGGUAUUCCAGGCAACCCUGUACAGUGACCUCCCUCACCUGGCCUCCGACCUGCCCUACUUCCCCCCCGAGGAGGAGGAUGAGGAGUUUGAGGAUGGCAUACACCUGGUCGUCUGUGUCCACGGCCUUGAUGGCAACAGUGCAGACCUUCGCCUGGUGAAGACCUUCAUAGAGCUGGGAUUACCAGGGUCCAGACUGGACUUCCUCAUGUCUGAGAGGAACCAGACUGACACGUUUGCAGAUUUUGACACCAUGACGGACAGGCUACUAGACGAGAUUAUCCAGCACAUUCAGCUGUACAACCUCACCGUCGGGCGGAUAAGUUUCAUCGGUCACUCACUGGGGAACGUGAUCAUCCGGUCUGUUCUGACGAGGCCUCGGUUCCGCUGUUACCUGAUCAAACUGCACACCUUCCUGUCUCUGUCCGGACCACACCUGGGAACGCUGUACAACAACAGCACGCUGGUCAGCACAGGUCUGUGGCUGAUGCAGAAGCUGAAGAAAUCCGGAUCGUUGCUGCAGCUUACCUGCAGAGAUCAUACCGAUCCUCGGAAAACUUUCCUCUAUCUCCUCAGCCAGAAACCAGGGCUCCAGUUCUUCAAGAAUGUGGUGUUGGUGGCAUCGCCUCAGGACAGAUAUGUUCCCUUCCACUCUGCCAGGAUAGAGAUGUGCAGGACUGCACUCAAAGACAGGACCACAGGUCCAGUGUACACAGAGAUGAUCAACAACCUGCUCCAGCCGUUGGUGGGGGCUAAAGACUGUCGUCUGAUUCGCCAGAAUGUGUUCCAUGCCCUGCCCAACACCGCAAACACUCUGAUUGGCCGAGCCGCUCACAUCGCCGUGCUCGACUCUGAACUCUUCUUGGAGAAGUUCUUCCUGGUAGCAGGGCUCAACUACUUUAAAUAGAACUUCAAACUACUUAAAACAGUAUUUCAAACUACAUUAAAGGGAUACUUCAGGAUUUUGGCAAUGAAAUCCUUUAUCUACAUCCCCAGAGUCAGAUUAACUUGUGGAUACCUUUUGUAUGUCUCUGUGUGCAGUUUGAAGGAAGUUGCUAACUAGCGUUAGCGCAAUGACUGGAUGUCUAUGGUAACUGCUAGAAUGCUAUAUAUCAUAGACUUCCAGUCAUCGCGCUAACGCUAGUCAGCAUUUGCUCACAAAACAACCUCUAACUUCCUUCAUACUGGAUGCAGAGACAUGGAUAAAAAUGUAUGAGUUCAUCUGACUAUGGGAAAGUAGAAAAAAGGGCUUCAUUGCCAAAAACACGAAGUAUCCCUUUAAAUAGAGGCUCACCUACUUCAAGUACAGGCUCAAAUACUUAAAGUAGAACCACUACUUCAAAUAGAGCUGUAACUACAAAGAAACUGUGUGUAUGUAUAUAUAUAUAUAUAUAUAUAUAUAUAUAUAUAUAUAUAUAUAUGUAUGUAUGUAUGGCUUAGAGGGGCCCUAGGUCUAUAUGAAGAUCUCCUUGUUGUGGUUGACUGGAAAGGAGGAUUUGGUGAGAGAAAGGGGGUUGCACCAUGACUAUAUACAAUGUGUGUGUGUGUGUAUAUAUAUAUAUAUAUAUAUAUAUAUAUAUAUAAACCCUGGAAUGAGUAGGUGUGUCCAAAGUUUUGACUGGUACUGUGUGUGUAUAUAUAUUUCUUUAUAUUUUUACUAUUUUCUACAUUGUAGAAAUAAGAGUGAAGACAUCAAAACUAUGAAAUAACACAUAUGGAUUCAUGUAGUAACCAAAAAAGUGUUAAACAAAUCAAAAUAUAUUUUAUUCAAAGUAGCCACCCUUUGACUUGAUGACAGCUUUGCACACUCUUGGCAUUCUCUCAACCAGCUUCAUGAGGUAGUCACCUGGACUGUAUUUCAAUUCACUUUUUAGGGAUAGGGGGCAGCAUUUUCACUUUGGAUGAAUAGCGUGCCCAGAGUGAACUGCCUCCUACUCUGUCCCAGAUGCUAAUAUAUGCAUAUUAUUAUUACUACUGGAUAGAAAACACUUUGAAGUUUCUAAAACUGUUUGAAUGAUGUCUGUGAGUAUAACAGAACUCAUAUCAGUGGUCUGGCAGAGAGCCAGGUCAUGGUCACACGCAUUCCACAUGAUAUCGACUUGCGUUUCCAUUACUUCUAUAGACACCAAGGAAUUCUCCGGUUGGAACGUUAUUGAAUAUUUAUGAUAACAACAUCCUAAAGAUUGAUUCUAUACUUAGUUUGACAAGUUUAUUCAACCUGUAAUAUAACUUUUUGAAGUUUUCGUCCGAAGUUCGCUGGACCUGCACGAGCGUUUGAAUAUGUGUACUAAACGUGCUAACAAAAGUAGCUACUUGGACAUAAAUAAUGGACAUUAUCGAACAAAACAACUAUUUAUCGUAGAACUAGGAUUCCUGGGAGUGCAUUCUGAUGAAGAUCAUCAAAGGUAAGGGUAUAUUUAUAAUGUACUUUCGUAUUUCUGUUGACUCCAACAUGGCGGAGAAGUGUUGUUUCUAUCUGAGCGCCGUCUCAGAUUAUUGUAUGGUUUGCUUUUUCCGUAAAGUUUUUUUUAAAAUCUGACACAGCGGUUGCAUUAAGAACAAGUGUAUCUUUAAUUCUAUGUAAAACAUGUAUCUUUCAUCAAAGUUUAUGAUGAGUAUUUCUGUUAUUUGAUGUGGCUCUCUGCAAUUUCUCCGGAUAUGUUGGCGGCAUUUCUGAACAUGGCGCCAAUGUAAACUGACCUUUUUGGAUAUAAAUAUGCACAUGAUCGAACAAAACAUACAUGUAUUGUGUAACAUGAUGUCCUAUGAGUGUCAUCUGAUGAAGAUCAUCAAAGGUUAGUGAUUAAUUUUAUCUCUAUUUCUGCUUUUUGUGACUCCUAUCUUUGGCUGGGAAAAUGGCUGUGUGUUUUUUAACUUGGCGGUGAUCUAACAUAAUCAUAUAUUGUGUUUUCGCUGUUAAGCCUUUUUUAAAUCGGACACGAUGGGUAGAUUAACAAGAUGUUUAUCUUUCAUUUGCUGUAUUGGACUUGUUAAUGUGUGAAAGUUACAUAUUUAAAAAAUAUAUUUUGAAUUUCCCACGCUGCCUUUUCACCGGAAUGUUGUCGAGGGGUUUCGCUAGUGUGUCCUAGAAAGGUUAACAGGUGUACCUUGUUAAAAGUUCAUUUGUGGAAUUUCAUUCCUUCUUAAUGCGUUUGAGCCAAUCAGUUGUGUUGUGACAAGGUAGGGGUGGUAUACAGAAGAUAGCCCUGUUUGGGAAAGACCAAGUUCAUAGUAUGGCAAGAACUUUGAAAGUUUCUUCAAGUGCAGUCACAAAAACCAUCAAUCGCUAUGAUGAAACUGGCUCUCAUGAGGACCGCCACAGGAAAGGAAGACCGAAAGUUACCUCUGCUGCACAGGAUAAGUUCAUUAGAGUUACCAGCCUCAGAAAUUGCAGCCCAAAUAAAUGCUUCACGGAGUUCAAGUAACAGACACAUCUCAACAUCAACUGUUCAGAGGAGAUUGUGUGAAUCAGGCCUUCAUGGUCGAAUUGCUGCAAAUUUACCACUACUAAAGGACACCAAUAAGAAGAAGAGACUUGCUUGAGCCAAGAAACCCGAGCAAUGGACAUUAGACCGGUGGGAAUCUGUCCCUUAAUCUGAUGAGUCCAAAUUUGAUAUUUUUGGUUCCAACCACCAUGUCUUUGUGAGAUGCAGAGUAGAUGAACGGAGGAUCUCUGCAUGUGUGGUUCCCACCAUAAAGCAUGGAGGAGGAGGUGUGAUGGUGUUGGGGUGCUUUGCAGGUGACACUGUCAGUGAUUUAUUUAGAAUUCAAAGCACACUUAACCGGCAUGGCUACCACUGCAUUCUGCAGCGAUACGCCAUCCCAUCUGGUUUGCGCUUAGUGGGACUAUCAUUUGUUUUUCAACAGGGCAAUGACCCAAAACACACGUCCAGGCUGUGUAAGGCCUAUUUGACCAAGGUGAGUGAUGGAGUUUUGCAUCAGAUGACCUGGCCUCCACAAUCACCCAAUUGAGAUGGUUUGGGAUGAUUUGGACCGCAGAGGGAAGGAAAAGCAGCCAACAAGUGCUCAGUGAAUGUCAGAACUCAUUCAAGACUGUAGGAAAAGCAUUCCAGGUGAAGCUGAUUGAGAGAAUGCCAACAGUGUGCAAAGCUGUCAUCAAGGCAAAGGGUGGCUACUUUGAAGAAUCUCAAAUAUAUUUUGAUUUGUUUAAUAUUGUAACGAUUGUUCUCCUCCUCGUCCUCCGCGCCGGAUAUACCGGACCGUGCAGGCGUACUGGCUCCCUUGAGCACCGAGCCUGCCCAACCUUACCUGGUUGUAUGCUCCCCGUAGCCCGACCAGUGCGGGGAGGUGGAAUAACCCGCACUGGGCUGUGUUGGCGAACCGGGGACACCAUGCGUAAGGCUGGUGCCAUGUAUGCCGGCCUGAGGAGACGCACUGGAGACCAGACGCGUUGAGCCGGGCUUCAUGGCACCUCGCUCAAUGCUCAAUCUAGCCCUGCCAGUGCGUAGAGGUGGAAUAACCCGCACCGGGCUAAGCACACGUACAGGAGACACCGUGCGCUUUACCGCAUAACACGGUGUCUGCCCGUACUCUUGCUCUCCACGGUAAGAUCGGGAAGUUGGCGCAGGUCUCCUACCUGACUUCGCCACACUACCGCCACACUACCCCCCCCCCCCCCC